AUGGGCGUGGAGGUUGCUGACCACGAGACGAUGCAGGCCCUCGACGAAGGCAACAAGCAGCUCGGGUUUCUCAGCACCGUCUUCGCAGAGAACCUGGCGCACGGCGAGGCGCAGACCCUGGCCUUGCGGACCGAGCGCCACACUGUGGAAGGGCUUCCGGAAGAGGUCCUGCGCGAAGCGGCCGCAGCGGCUUCCGCGUCUGGCCAAGAAGCAACCCCAGAGGAUGGUCCCUGGCUCUUCACCUGCCAGAGAAAGGUCCUGGACGUCCUCCAAUCCCAUGCGAAGGAUGCCUCCCUCCGAGAGGAUGCCUACCGAGCACGGUGGAGGCUCGGCAUCGAAGGCUACGAUGCAGAUCAGGAAGGCAACCUGGAUGUGAUUGCAGCCAUGCUCGAACAUCGCCAGUUCUGGGCAACCACGCUGGGAUUCCCGAGCUUCGCAGACCUGGCCUUCGAAUCUCGGAUGUCAACCCGAGAGGAGGUGGAGGCCACGCUUGGCGUUCUACGACAAGCUGGCGAGGCGGCCUCCAAGGAUGAGCUCCAGGAGCUGCAAGCGUAUGCAGCCGAGAAGGGCUCGGAUGGGGAGCUGGAAGCCUGGGACCUGGCAUACUGGCGCCGGGCCUUGAUCCAAGAGCGCUCGGGCUUCCAGGAUGCCGAUCUCAAGCCAUAUCUCCCGCUGCCUGCAGUGCUCCGCGGCCUCUUCUCGUUGCUUGAGCAUCUGUUCGGGGUCUCUUUCGAGCCAGCCACCGGUAGGAGAGAGGUUCCCCUCUGGCACAGGAGCAUUCGCUUCUUCCGGCUGGUGGAUCGAGAGUUGCAGUUCCCUUUCGCCGGUUUGUAUCUGGACAUGUUCCAGCACGAGGAGAAGCUUCCCUCGCCAGAUGGCGGAUUCACAGCU
Messenger RNA from Symbiodinium sp. CCMP2592, 891 nucleotides. Lineage: Eukaryota; Dinophyceae; Suessiales; Symbiodiniaceae. The record is from the annotation of a GenBank genome assembly.